Drosophila subpulchrella is the source of this 1379-nucleotide messenger RNA. Its product is annotated as leucine-rich repeat extensin-like protein 5. The transcript has 3 exons. Bases 352 to 1230 code for a protein of 292 amino acids. NCBI's taxonomy places the organism in Eukaryota, Metazoa, Arthropoda, Insecta, Diptera, Drosophilidae. The record is from RefSeq and is a predicted model, not a curated record.
AAGCCAAGAAACGCGCGUGCGCAGCCGCAAAAAGAGUCAGUCGAUCGUCGGCAGUCUCCGCGUAGAGUCAACUCAAAUCGUGAUCCGAUCCGUGUUCUCCAGAGUGCACUGCAUUUCCAUAUCUCCAUACACAAUAUCAUUUGCAGCAACUUGUUUUCAAAGUCAUUACGUGUCGGCCAGUCGCUAAACAAAUUGUGCAUUUUUAAAGACAAUCGCACGGAGCAAGUGCAAGUCAGACAAUUUAUGCCAUAUUUUUGUGGGUUUUCUGGAGCUUCCUGACACAAAGUGCCAUCACCUGCAUACGAAAUCCAAGGAAAUAUAAAAAGGGAAACAAAAAUACACACGGUCAAUAUGCAAAUGGAAAAGCACACACUUCUGAUUCUUGUUCUACUGGCACUAAUCUUGUGGACGGGUUCUUCGGAAGCAGCCCGUCGUUUGAGAAAGAAGCCGAAGGUCUACAAUGCCCUAAUCACCACCGAUGACAAUCUGACUUCCAGCCGGGCCUAUCCGGUCAUCCAGCCCACUAUCCACGAGCCAGGAUACGCCCCAUUUGGACCCUAUAAUCCCUAUGGCUUCUACAGUCCUCCGAUCGUGCGCUUUGGUCAGCCAAUUGUCCCUGGUCUAACGCCCAAUGAAAGGCUCCCCUACCCCCUGCCAGCUCCUGCCCAGUAUCCAAGUGGCUUUGCUCCAUAUGAGCCCCAACAGCCGGUGGAAUCUCCCGUGGAGCAGCAGCCCCAGCCAGAGUCGCCUCCAGGAUCCGUGGAGCCGCAGGAGAUGCCCAAGGAGCAAGCCCCACUGCCACUCAACCAGCAAGGACUGCCGCCCGUACUCAUCCCCCUGCCCUCCCAGUUUAGGGGACAACCCAUGCACCUGCCCCCAUAUCCUUAUAGCCAGUACCCAGUGAUCUACGACCAAGCGGGUUACAUAAGGCAGAACUACCUGCCGCCUUAUGAUUACUACCCCAGCCAGGGCUAUCCCAUUCGCGGGGCUACAUCUCCUACAACUUCUCCUCGACAGGAGGAGGAACAACCUCAGGCCCUUAAUCCUCCCCAGAGUCCGCCACAAAUACAGCCACUACCACUGGAUAAUCUGGAACCCGCGCAGCCCAGUUUCGAGGACAUUCGCAACGGAUCGGAGAGCAAAAACAGUGCGGUUCCGGAUGUUCCACCUCCGCCAAUACCCUCUGGACCCAAACGUCCGCGACCUGCGGAACCCGAACCGGAAAACUGAAUGCCAGCCGCAUAAUUCCGGUUGCACAGAUUCCAUACACGUAUUUAUUACCAUUUCGCUUAGGCAUAAUAUGAUUCGAUUGUACAAUGUCGCUUAACCCGUAAGCUAAAGUAAGAGUUCAUUCAGAGAUAACGAAUAAAUAAUAUAAA